AUGGCGGCCAAAUCACGGUUCACAAGGCUAGAUGCCUUCGCGAAAACAGUCGAUGAGGCUCGCAUCCGCACCACCUCCGGGGGAAUCAUCACUAUCGCCUCGCUGCUUAUCAUAAUAUGGCUUACGUGGGGAGAGUGGGUGGACUACAGGCGGGUGGCAGUUUUGCCGGAGCUCGUCGUCGACAAGUCAAGAGGAGAGAAGAUGGAGAUCCACCUGAACAUCACAUUCCCUCGACUUCCCUGUGAGCUCACAACUCUCGAUGUCAUGGAUGUCUCGGGCGAGCAGCAGGUUGGUGUCGCGCACGGUGUGAACAAGGUCCGCCUUGCGCCUGCUGCGGAGGGCGGCCGCGUCCUUGACGUCCAGGCACUGCAACUCCACGCCGAAGAAGCCAAGCACCUCGACCCAGACUACUGCGGUGAAUGCGGCGGCGCGCCCCCACCUCCCAACGCCAUCAAGCCCGGGUGCUGCAGCACCUGCGACGAAGUGCGCGAAGCGUACGCCCAGAAACAAUGGGGAUUCGGCAAGGGGACCAACAUUGAGCAAUGCGAGCGCGAGCACUACUCUGAGCGGAUUGACGCGCAACGCCGCGAAGGAUGCCGGCUUGAAGGCGUUAUCCGUGUCAACAAGGUUGUUGGCAACUUUCACAUUGCGCCUGGGCGCAGCUUCUCCUCUAACAACGUGCACAUCCACGACAUCGCGAACUACGAGGAAAGGGGUCUGUCGCCGGCUGAGCAGCACACAAUGUCUCAUAUCAUUCACAGCCUCCGCUUCGGACCGCAAUUACCAGACGAGCUCUCGGAUCGUUGGCAAUGGACGGACCACCACCAUACUAACCCACUCGAUAGCACGAGCCAAGAAGCACCUGAGCCCGCUUACAGCUUUAUGUACUUCAUCAAGGUCGUCUCAACAUCCUACCUGCCCCUCGGCUGGGACCCUCUCUAUUCUGCAUCUCUCCACGCUGCGGCCGACACAAACACCCCGCUCGGCGCGCAAGGCCUCAGCGCCGGCUCACAAGGCAGCAUCGAAACACAUCAAUACAGCGUAACCUCGCACAAGCGAUCUCUGCGCGGUGGCGAUGCCUCAGACGAGGCUCAUAAGGAGCGCAUCCACGCAGCGGGCGGUAUUCCCGGCGUCUUUUUCAACUACGACAUCUCGCCGAUGAAGGUUAUCAAUCGUGAGGCGAGGCCGAAGACCUUCACUGGUUUCUUGACGGGUGUAUGCGCAAUCGUUGGUGGGACGCUUACCGUUGCGGCGGCUAUUGAUCGCACGCUUUACGAGGGAGUUAGUAGGGUUAGGAAAUUGCAUUCGAACUGA
Molecule: messenger RNA, 1314 nt
Organism: Aspergillus nidulans FGSC A4
Lineage: Eukaryota; Fungi; Ascomycota; Eurotiomycetes; Eurotiales; Aspergillaceae
Product: retrograde cargo receptor ERV46
Exons: 2
Coding region: 1-1314 (437 amino acids)
Biological process (GO): endoplasmic reticulum to Golgi vesicle-mediated transport; retrograde vesicle-mediated transport, Golgi to endoplasmic reticulum
Cellular component (GO): endoplasmic reticulum membrane; retrograde cargo receptor complex, Golgi to ER; COPII-coated ER to Golgi transport vesicle
Molecular function (GO): misfolded protein binding
Source: RefSeq, a predicted model, not a curated record